Molecule: messenger RNA, 4559 nt
Organism: Phalaenopsis equestris
Lineage: Eukaryota; Viridiplantae; Streptophyta; Magnoliopsida; Asparagales; Orchidaceae
Exons: 10
Coding region: 1001-4369 (1122 amino acids)
Molecular function (GO): metal ion binding
Source: RefSeq, a predicted model, not a curated record
GCUUCAUUCUCACUGCAUUAAAAGAUGGAUUACACUAUUUCCACCUUUUUUUAUAUUGGGAAGGAUGUUUUGAAUGUAAAAAUUGAAGUUUAGGUGCAAGAUAAGUAAAUGGAUAACAUUUGAAUGCUAAGUAUGUAAACAUUAUUAGAAAGACAACAUGGAAUUCAUUUAUGAAGGCUUGUUGGUUGCCAUUGAGGUGGCAAGGAAGACAAAAAUUGGAUGCGUACGUUCGCCACUCUGGCAUCUCCUAUCAUCUGUCAAAUUCACAAUCUACCCUCCCUCCUCCUCCUCCUCCUCUGCACCAUCACUUUUUCCAAAAGUUUCUCAAGUUAUUCUCCGUCAUUCGUCGCCGGAAUCUUACCAAAAAUCCGCUGUUCAUCCUCCUCCCCUUUUAUCUUUGCAGCAGAGCUUAUCGAUUCCCUUCUUCUACUCGAGCCGAUUAAUCGCAGAAUCGAGCAGAAGGGUUCACUUUUCUGUUGUCACCUUUUUUCAAUGGGGGUUUUCAUUGAUCAAUAUCUCGGUCGGUAUUAAUAUUCGUAUGAUUCUGCGAAUUACGAGUUGCUUCAUGCAUGCACAUUUCUAGAGCAUUAUUGAUCACCAGUGCAUUUGAGCAGUUUGCCGCGGAUUCAUUAAAUACUUUUUGAAAUUUUGGAGGUCCUGCAUCCUUAAAAUUACAUGUAUGAACAAGAAUUUAGGAUUACAAAUGCCGUCGUUUGAUGUUGUGAUCAUCACAUUGCCGCUUCUAUUCUGGAUUUCUACAUUUGAAUGGUUAAUUUGCUGAUCAGGAAUAAAAUCUUGGAAAGCGCUGCAGCCAUUUUUUCUUUUCUUUUUCUCGUCGUCGGUGAUAUAGAGAAUCCAUCCGCCCUGUGUGAAUUGAUUAUGAUGGCAUAAAUGAAUCUGCUGGUUCAUUGCUCUACAGAGCAAAAUCUGUGGCAGUUUCUUUUAUGGGGCAGUAUCGACUGUUCUGCUACCAGCUUAUCAUUCUCUCUCAUUGGUUUGAAUGCCGCGUGACUUGGGAACAUCGAUGGCGGAUGCUAGGAGAAGUAGUCCCUUUGACAGGGAUGUAAAGCAGGCAAUUACGGCCCUUAAAAAGGGGUCAUGUUUACUCAAAUAUGGUCGUAGAGGGAAACCAAAGUUCUGCCCUAUUAGACUCUCUGCUGAUGAGUCUAUGUUAAUCUGGUUUGCGGGAAAACAGCAGAAAACACUUUUGUUAAGCAUUGUUUCAAAAAUUGUUCCCGGGCAACGUACUGCAAUAUUUCAACGUUAUCCUCAGCCUGAUAAGGAGUAUCAGUCAUUUUCCCUUAUAUACAAGGACAGAUCCUUAGAUUUGAUAUGCAAGGACAAGGAUGAAGCGGAAGUAUGGUUUGUUGGUUUGAAGGCAUUGAUUUCAUGUAGAAACUACCUAAAGAGAUUGGAGUCAAAUGGGGGCAGACUAUCUGAUUGUAGUAGUUCAAAGUCAAUUUACAGACAGUCUCCAUUAGACCUACCCUCUGACCCUGAAGAUAGACAGCCAGUUGGCCUUGCAGCUGAGAAACCUCCAGUGGAUGGUUUCGGAAGUGUGUUUACUGAUGUUAUUCUAUAUACCACACACAAGGGUUCUUUUCAUUUUGAUUCAGUCAGUACCUCACUGACUUCAGCGACAUCUGCAGACAACUCAAAUGGCCGCUGUUCAACAUCUGAAAAUUUUAGGGCGAGUUUAUCUAGUGCUGUAAGCUCUUCAAGUCAUGGAUCAGGCCAGGGGGAUUUUGAUGCAUUAGGAGAUGCUUUUAUUUGGGGAGAGUUUAUCGGUGAUGGGUUGCUUGGCUGUCAUAUCCAAAAAGGAGGCAAUUUGCUCAGUUCUAAAUGCAACACUUCUUUGCCGAAAGCCUUGGAAUCACCCGUUGUUCUUGAUGUAAAAAAAAUUGUUUGUGGUAGCAAACAUGCAGCGUUAGUUACCAGGCAAGGAGAGGUCUUUACUUGGGGUGAAGAAUUCGGGGGCAGAUUGGGGCAUGCAAUACAAGCCGAUGUUUCGCAACCAAAACUCAUCAAUGCUUUGAGUGGCAUGAAUGUUGAGUUUGUGGCAUGCGGUGAGUAUCAUACUUGUGCGGUAACAUCAUCUGGAGAUCUCUAUACAUGGGGCGAUGGUGUUUACAAUUCCGGUCUACUUGGGCAUGGGAGCGAGGCUAGUCAUUUGGUUCCGAAGCUUUUGACUGCUCAGAUGGCAGCUUUGCAUGUCUCGUCAGUGUCUUGUGGACCAUGGCACACAGCUGUUGUUACAUCUUUGGGUCAGCUCUUCACAUUUGGUGAUGGAGCAUUUGGUGCUUUGGGUCAUGGAGACCGUAUGAGCACAAAUGUACCAAGAGAAGUGGAAGCUUUAAUAGGUCUGCGAACAAUCAGCACGGCUUGUGGUGUUUGGCACACUGCUGCAGUUGUGGAGAUGGAAUCACAAUCUGCGGAUUCUGGCAGUUAUGUCUCCAGAAAAUUGUUCACAUGGGGAGAUGCAGAUCAAGGCCGUCUUGGACAUGAAGACAAAGAGCACAGGCUUAUUCCAGCAUGUGUUGCUUCCUUGACUGAGCCAAAUAUUUGUCAGGUGGCCUGUGGACAUGAUAUGACAGUUGUGCUUGCUGCUUCUGGAAGAGUAUAUACUAUGGGAAGUACCAUUUAUGGACAGCUAGGGGACCGACGAGCUAAUGGAAUUACUCCCACAGUUGUGGAAGGUAAACUUUAUGAUAGCUUUGUUGAAGAGAUAUCAUGUGGUUCUCACCAUGUUGCUGUGCGGACCUCAAAAAGUGAAGUCUACACCUGGGGCAAGGGUGAAAAUGGCCAGCUCGGCCAUGGAGAUUAUGUUAACCGUGACAGGCCUACGCUUGUUGAAGUCUUGAAAGAUAAGCAAGUGAAGAGCGUUGCUUGUGGUUUAAAUUUCACUGCUGUUAUUUGUCUUCAUAAAGGGGUUUCAAGUGUUGAUCAAUCUUUAUGUUUUGGUUGUCAUCUUCCAUUUGGUUUCAGAAGAAAACGCCACAAUUGCUACAACUGUGGUAAAGUCUUUUGCAAACCUUGCACCUGCAGAAAGUCUAUCAGAGCUGCCUUAGCACCAAACAUGCACGUGCCAUAUCGUGUGUGUGAUAUUUGCUAUAACAAGCUAAGGAAGUCCUUAGAGUCUGGAACUCAUUCUCAUGUUUUAAAGCAGCAAAAUGCAAGUGAAACUCACAUAUCUACUCAGCUGGCUGAGGAGACCGUUGUUUCGAGAGUCUCUUCAGCUGACUCCUUUAAAGGAGAAAGUAGGCAAUCAAGGCAGGGUGAGAGAUUGGAAAGCAAUCAUAACCCAAUGUCCCUUAUUCCGAAUGAAUGUAUUCGAAGAGAAAACAUGCAGAUGCCAAACUCUCAAAAUAUUAUGAUCAGGUCUCCAAUGAAUAUAUGCUCUGCUUCUAUUCAUGGCACAAGGAUAGUUUGUAGGCCAACCAUUCCACUUGGAGGUUCCUUAAUUUCAUUGCCCCCAAGAUCCAUUUCAACUGGUUUAGUAUCAGCUGAAGUGACUACUGAUGAAUUGAAAAAGACAAAUGAAUGCUUAAAAGAGGAGGUUGCUCAGUUGAAGUUGCAGCUUGAGGAGCUUACACAAAAGUAUCAAGAAAUGGAGUCCGAAUUUGAGAAAAAAUCAGCUGAGCUGAAAGAAGCAAUGACAAAAAAAGAUGAGGAAAAUGCAAAAUGCAAGGCUGCCAAGGAAAUUAUAGAGUUUCUUACCGCACAGCUUGAGGAUCUUACACAAAAGUAUCAAAAAAUGGAGUCCGAAUUUGAGAAAAAAUCAGCUGAGCUGAAAGAAGCAAUGACAAAAGUAGAUGAGGAAAAUGUAAAAUGCAAGGCUGCUAAGGAAAUUAUAGAGUUUCUUACCGCACAGUUGAAGGAUGUGACUGAAAGGACAUCUGAACAAAAUAUGAACACUCACUCCGAAACUAAUGUCUCGCAUGCAUCCCAUGAAUUGAAGUCAACAACUCGAAUGAAAUCCAGCAGCCUUCGAGGCAUGCAUGUCGAAGACUCAAAUGGGCACAUUAGCGACUCAUUGCCGUCUACUGCUUCUGGUACUUCAGAAGCUGCAGAAUGGGUUGAGCAUGCCGAGGGAGGCGUAUAUAUAACUGUUUCAUCUUCUCCUUGUGGUGCAAAAAUCCUCAAGAGGAUACGCUUCAGCCGGAAAUGGUUCAGUGAAGAGAAAGCAGAGGCAUGGUGGGCCCAAAACAGGCAGAAACUUCAGGAGAAGUAUAUUUUUCCGGCUGGAGAAGUAUGCGACUCAGUCGUUGGUGUCGUCGGUUCACCAUCCAAGAAGAAGAGCAACAAUAAUGGAUCCAAGGGCUGCUCAUCUUCCAUGAAGAAGAGCAACAAUAAUGGAGCAAAGGGCUGAAUUAGAAGGCUAUAUUUGCUUCACAAUGUUUGAACUUUGUUCAGUUUCCCUGUGCUGCCCAUUUGGAUAAAAGUAUAGGAAUAUUACUUGUAAAUAAUUUGUUCAAGUUGGCCUUGGGUCACAACAUCGAUGAUUCUUUUAUAAUAUGAGCAUUUUUUUCAUUCUUUUAUUGUAAAAUUUACUCACAUAC